Molecule: messenger RNA, 1552 nt
Organism: Cucurbita pepo subsp. pepo (vegetable marrow)
Lineage: Eukaryota; Viridiplantae; Streptophyta; Magnoliopsida; Cucurbitales; Cucurbitaceae
Source: RefSeq, a predicted model, not a curated record
CACUUUGUUUUCGGAUUUCGGGUUUUGUAUUACGGUUUUGAUGGGACUCUGAUUUUGAAUGUAAAUGGGGUUGAUGUUGAUGGGCAGGGGAGGUGUAUUUGUACGGAACGUCGGCGGUGGUGCGAGUGCCGGAGGAUCUAGAGGAGAUUGUGGCCACUCCAGAAUCGAUAAGCGUUGUAAUGAGAGUUUCCAAGACUGUGUCCAGCCGAAUGGAGGAGAAGAGGCGGAAUUGAAGGCGGAGUAAUCUUGCUGUGUAUGGACGACGAUUUGCCGGGAGCCGUUGGCAACUGACCCAAUUCCAUUGUCUUCGCGCCUGCAACUCCAGAGAGAAAUAGCUUCACAGCCGGUGACAAAGCCCGACGAGUUUUUGCGGGAGAGAUUCAGAGCCCUAAGAAAUGGCGACAAACAUUGGGAUGAUGGAUUCUGCGUAUUUCGUUGGAAGAUCGGAGAUCCUCGCGUGGAUCAACUCUACUCUUCACCUUAAUCUUUCCAAAGUCGAGGAGGCAUGCUCUGGUGCGGUUCAUUGCCAAUUGAUGGAUGCGGCUCACCCAGGGAUGGUACCGAUGCACAAGGUCAAUUUUGAUGCGAAGAGCGAGUACGAAAUGAUCCAGAAUUAUAAGGUCCUCCAAGAUGUGUUCAACAAAUUGAAGAUCACCAAGCAUAUCGAGGUGAGCAAGCUUGUGAAAGGAAGGCCCCUUGAUAAUCUGGAGUUCAUGCAGUGGAUGAAACGUUAUUGUGAUUCCGCUAAUGGAGGCGUUUUGCUGUGUUAUAAUGCUUUGGAAAGGAGAGAAGCAUCCAAGGGUGGAAAGGACGCAAGCAAGAAGAGCACCACAUCACAUUCUUCUGCAAAAGGUUCAACAGCUGCUGCAUCCAGGGCUCAGGUCUCUCAGAAUGCUCGGAGAAAUGAAGCAUCAGUGAACUCUGGAAAUCAGGUAGCAAAUGCUUCAAAACCUCCAUCCAAUGGAGUAUCUGCAUAUGAUGAACAGAUCACGACGUUGAAACUGUCGAUCGACAGCCUUGAGAAAGAGAGGGAUUUCUACUUUUCUAAGCUAAGAGAUAUUGAGAUACUCUGCCAGAGUCCACAGAUUGAAAGUUUGCCUGCUGUAGGAGCUAUAAGGAAGAUACUGUAUGCUGUUGAUGAUGAUGCAUCAGUGGUGGCAGAAGCUCAAGCUAUGUUGUCCGUUCACCAGAAGGAAACGAUAGAUCUUUUGAGUCCAAUUGCUGAAGUUUCUGAUGAGAAGCUAAGUUUAGAAUCCCAGAAGAGAAAAAGUGUAAUCAAUUUUGAUGUAGACGUUGUUGGCAUGACAACUUUGUCUCCCAGGCGGAGGGUAUCAGAUGCUUCUGAUGUUCAUUGCAGUGGGUCACCCCUUAUGACAUACUGAUCAAGGCAUUCUUUUGUAACCGUGCAAUUCCUCAACUACUAUAGUAUAGUAUAGUUAUGAUUCUAGAGUUGUUCUUAUGUGUCGUCCUGUUUGUUCAGAACGUUUUCAUCUGGUUGUUUUUAAUGAAGAAUUGAUGAAAGACCCUGAAAUGAAACAACCCUAUUGGAGGA